Molecule: messenger RNA, 1092 nt
Organism: Camellia sinensis
Lineage: Eukaryota; Viridiplantae; Streptophyta; Magnoliopsida; Ericales; Theaceae
Source: RefSeq, a predicted model, not a curated record
CAAAGAGACAAAGAAAGAGGGAGAAGAGAAACAACAAAAGUUAGGGUUUCAAAACCCAAGGGCAAUCAUUCUAGUGUUGUCCCAAGGUUCACAAAAGCAACUCCUCAGGCUGACUCUACGAUCGUUCUCCACGCUGAUCAUCUACAUACAUAUAAAGGAAGGGGGUGCCAACAUGGUGACAAAGAAUUUCAUUGUGGACUUAAACAAGCCUCUUGUUUCUCAGGUUGGCCAUCUUGGAGAAGCUUAUGAGGAAUGGGUUCACCAGCCUGUAGUCAGCAAGGAAGGACCUCGACUUUUUGAGAAUGAUAUUUUGGAGUUCUUCACUCGCACAGUAUGGUGGGCAAUUCCAAUUGUUUGGCUACCAGUUGUGUGUUGGUUUGUUUCCAAAGCUGUCGAGAUGGGCGUUCCUUCUACACAAAUAAUAGUAUCAUUGGUUGGUGGCAUCUUUUUUUGGACAUUGUUGGAAUACUGCUUGCACCGAUUUCUAUUCCACAUCAAAACAAAUGGCUAUUGGGGAAACACCCUACAUUAUCUUCUUCAUGGUUGCCAUCAUAAACACCCUAUGGAUAGACUACGACUUGUUUUCCCUCCUGCUGGAGCUACAUGCAUAGCGGUGCCUUUAUGGUACCUGAUUAAGCUUACAACACCUUCAUCCAUUGCCCCUACUUUCUUUGGGGGUGUCUUGUUAGGAUACAUAAUGUAUGAUUGCACUCAUUACUACGUGCACCAUGGAAAGCCAAAUAAAGGAGUAUCUUCAAAUUUGAAGAGGUUCCACAUGAACCAUCACUUUCGAAUUCAUGACAAGGGCUUUGGAAUCACCUCUUCCUUCUGGGAUAUUGUGUUCGGAACACCUCCUCCAAAAUCUAGCAAGGAAAGCAUGUAGUAUAUGAUUCAACUGGAGAUGUAGAGAAUUCAUGUAUAAGGUAUAUAAUUAAGGUUCUGGAAUUUCUGCGAUGAAGAAGCCUAGUAAAGCCUAGGCUUGUUUUAGUAUGUCUUUUUUCAAGUUGUCUUUUUUUUUCCCCCCUCUCCUCUUCCUCUAUUUGUAUGAUACCUUAUUUGGCAAUUCCUCAUUAUCUAAUAGGCCGUUAGGGA